Molecule: messenger RNA, 5383 nt
Organism: Psylliodes chrysocephalus
Lineage: Eukaryota; Metazoa; Arthropoda; Insecta; Coleoptera; Chrysomelidae
Source: the annotation of a GenBank genome assembly
CUGCCUACCCGGUUGGGUUUUUAAUUCCUCGCCUUCUCUUGUCAUUCCAUAUUUCCCAUAUCCAUAAUGUCAAAGCUUUGUGUGUGUUUAUGAUUGUGUAAAUAUUUUGUGAUUGGCGAAUUUGUGCUGGUACACCCUCGGUAAAACUUGUAAACGGUGUGAUAUGAACAGUUAAUUACUAGUAAAUGUGAUUAAAUAAAAUUUAAUUGAAAUAAUAUUGGGAAAAUGUGAAUUAGGGACAAUACGGAUAUUUUUAUUUUGAACCGGUAGUAGUUGAACUUUUGCUCUAAAAUUUCUUGUACUUACCUAGAUAAUUAUCUAAUGCAAUUGAGGAUCUUCAACAUAAAAACAUGUUGAAGAUCAAAAUGGUUAUAUGAAGACUCUUGGAUAGUUCGUUCUUUAUGAGGUUUUGGUGUUCACAAGUGUUAGUCAAUAAUGAACAAAAUAGUGUUUCGUCUGGCUUUAUUAACUUUAUGUUCCUUAGCUCUGACGUUGUCAGAAGAAUAUGAAGAGGAUGAUGAAGAUUAUGAAGAUUUUUCGAAUAUAAAUACCACAUCAAAUGGUUCACUUAGUUUCAUCACAGAAUUGUCAAACAUCACGCGGGAUGGCGGAAAGCAGGCGAAAUUUUUAUGCGAAGUAAAAUCACUGGAAACGAAUCACUCCAAAGUGGCUUUUAAUUGGAGACAUAACGAAGUACAUAUCGAUGACAAGGAACGAUUCAAAAUUAAAACUAAGGUCAAAGACAACGUUUAUUCGUCAAUUUUACGAGUAAAUAAAUUAGAAUAUUUUGAUAGAGGAUUUGUCGAAUGUAUAGCGAGUAAUGGUGUAGAAAAAAUAAGGUCUAUAGCGUUUUUGGAAAUAAAUCCGGAAGCACAUAAAUAUGGAAAUGCCGUACUUAACCCACAGAAAACUGAUCAUCCAGAUUUAGACAGUUUUGGAGAAAUGACCACAUUCUUGCCGAAAGACAUCUCAAAAUCCAACGAGGGCGUCUUUCUAACGACAAUGGGCGCCAAGUCGAAAACCUUUUCCACGCCGAUACAAUUCGAUUUGGAUUCUAACGGAAAACUGACGGAGAACGUCCCGAAAACGUACAACAGUUCGGAACCGCUGUGCCAGAUGUACACCGGUCAACGUUGCAGACGGCACUUGGCUGGAAAAUAUGUUUUCGUACAGCCCCCGUAUUCGCAGAAGGAAGUCGAAGACAAACUGGACGCCGCGUUUUUGGUUAUUUCGCAAUCAAAUGACAUAUCGACGAUCUGUAGCAAAUUCGCGGAACCGAGCGUCUGCUUUUCCGCUUUUCCUCUGUGUCUGGACCGCGAUCAAAUUGACGAGUACCAAAUCAACCAUCUACGCGAAUUGAGCAGCAUCGAUAACAAACAAAAAUCCAAAAACAUUAGAACCAAAUUGACCAAUUCGUUGCGGAGGAUAUGCAGGGACGAGUGUUUGCUACUAGAGAACGAGUUGUGCAGCAAGGAGUACAGCAUCGCGAAAAGACAUUUAGUUAUAAGUCAAAUUAUGGAACUUGAGGUGUGCGAACAAUUGCCGUCGGAAAAUGAUAUCAGUUCUAAGCACUGUCUGACAUUGGGUGUUGGAGAACUAAAUGUUAACAGAGAUGAAACCUGCUAUUGGGACACUGGAAAACAGUACCGCGGUACUCAAGAUAAAUCUUCCUCCGGCAUGCCCUGUAUUAGAUGGGCGCAUCAAUUUCACGUUCCUACUUCCGAUAAUCCUGAACUUGCCGGCCACAAUUAUUGCAGAAAUCCCAAAGAAACUGAAAGAGAACCAUUUUGUUACGUCGAACAAAAUCAGAGAGAAGUUUGUGGCGUAAAUAAAUGCGUGUACGUUUACGGACUAUAUAUCGGCGGUUUGAUAGUAACUCUUAUCGCAGUUGUAAUUCUUUUCGCAUACUGUUACUGUAAUAGAAGAAAUAAACUUACAAGAAAUUUACAAAAUAAGGAUUUGCCGCAAGUAAGCAAAAAUAUAUACGGAAGUCCAGGACCGAGUGCGCCUAUGGAAAUGAAUUCGUUGUUGCCUCCGCAUCUUCCACCACAUCGGAACCAUCACAAUUCUAACAAGCACAGCAUCCAGUCUGUACCUCAAUACACAUUUAAGGAAGUUAGAUUCGUUGACGAAUUGGGAGAAGGUGCUUUUGGUAAAGUGUACAAAGGAGAGUUGAAGAUGAAGACCGGUAAAAUAUUUGUAGCCGUUAAGUCUCUAAAGGAGAACGCAAGCGCGAAAACGCAAGCCGACUUCCAAAGGGAAAUCGAACUCAUAUCAGAAUUGAAGCACCCUAAUAUCAUAUGUCUGUUGGGUGUUGUGAUGAAGCAGGAACCCAUGUGUAUGCUGUUUGAGUACAUGUCAGAAGGUGAUUUACAUGAAUUCCUAAUUUCAAAUUCACCAGAAGAAGGAAAAUGUUUGACACAUAAUCAAUUUUUAGAUACAGCAAUACAAAUUGCUCAAGGUAUGGAAUACCUUUCGUCUAAUCAUUAUGUUCAUAGAGAUUUAGCUGCUAGAAACUGCCUUGUAUCCAAAGAUUUAGUGGUUAAGAUAAGUGAUUUUGGUUUGAGCAGGGAUAUGUACAGCUGUGAUUACUACAGAGUGCAAUCGAAAUCUUUGUUACCGGUUAGAUGGAUGCCUCCCGAUUCUAUUUUGUAUGGGAAAUUUACAACCGAAAGUGACGUAUGGUCAUAUGGAGUCGUGUUGUGGGAAAUAUACAGUUAUGGUUUACAGCCAUAUUACGGUUACAAUAACCAAGAAGUUAUCAACAUGAUAAGGUCUAGAAAAUUGCUGCCUUGUCCUGACGCUUGCCCCAGUUAUUGCUACGCCCUAAUGAUAGAAUGUUGGGCCGAACAAGCAAAUCGAAGGCCUAAUUUUAGCGAAAUUGUACAUAGACUAAAAGUUUGGAGACAAAGCGGUUCUACAAAUGGGGCCUAUUUUAAAAGCGUUCCCACUCCGCAAAAAUACAACCACAGUUCGAAAUCCAGUCACACAUCGGAUUCUCAUUCGAAUUACACCAACAACGAAAACCACAUGUCAUUCACUUGGGAACGAGAGCAUCACAGGCCUACUUCUAGCAGACUGAACGAUAGUCAAAGUAGUUUAACGUCUCGCAGGUGUUCAAGCUUGGGCAACACGACCCAAAGCACUGUCAUAAGCAACGAAAAUAGAAAAGAAAAACGUCCAAAGAAGAGCGUCGACUCUCUAGACAGGGUGAAUCCCAAAAACACGGUGGUGAGCAGUAGCGGUUAUGGUGACGGAAUUGAAACCAAGGUCACGUUGUAAAUUGUACUGACAUGUGACAAGGUUGUUGCUUAAAAUGUCGGACGGUUCACAGGUUUGUUGUUAAAGAGAAAUAAGUAUUUAAAAACAAAAUGCAGGUACAUUUUUGAUUUAGAAUCUGUAAAUUCGAUGUUUUUUAAAUGUCAUAAUCUUUAGAAAAAAAUAUAUCUAAUUUCCCUUGCUAGGUACUACUUUUUUAUAAAAACGUUUCUCUUUAAAAAUAAAUCGUGAAAUUAAACUCAAUUUUUGAACAUGAGAAAGAGACUUUUUCAUUAUCAUAAGUAAAAUGAAAAAAAAACGCCCCUCAUUAAGAUAGAAUAUCAGAAAGCUCUGAACCAGAUUUUGUCUGAGGAAAAUUGUUUUUAGUAUUAUAUAAUGUUGUUGGUUGUUUUAAAAUGUCGGUUGUUUGAGUCAAUAGGUGUUCGGCAUAUUUUUAAUAAUUUUAAAAACAUAUUCAAAAAUAUAUCCGAAUGUUUGAAUGUACCUAAGUCUUUAUAAACAAAUUAUUGACAAAGAUGGCAAUAUUUUCACCGGUUUAUUAAAGAAAGAAUCUGAUAUAUUUAGAAACUAUCUGUUUUUUCUUUUAGUUUUUAAUUUUAGUCGUUUUACCAGGGUUUUGUGUAUGAGUUUUUUAUAAUUUGUUUUUAUUGUUGCAUUCUCCAAUGUGUUUCAAUGCAUUAUUUCUAAAUAAUAGUAGAUAUCUAUAUGCAAAUAAGAACUAAGAUUAAUUAAAAUGAAAUAAAACAUCCACAUACAGUUUUGUUUUUUCUCUUUACAUGCAUAUUUGAAUUUAUGGCCCAAUAUCUCUGAAAUCAUUAAAGAUAUGUUCGUUCCUUAAGCUUUAAAUACAAAUCAUUUUUGACUUUUCAUAGAUAUUUGACCAGGGCUUUUUUUAACAUGGCUCCCAUGAACUGGUAAUACAUUGAAUCACUUGAGACGCGACAACCUAUAUAUUAUGUUUAUAUAUUUGUUACUUAAGAGUAAAAUAUAUCAGUGACUAAGUGAUAUUUUUUUAAAUUAUAUUAUUUUAAACAUCUCGUAAAAGCUUUAAAUUUCAAAGACUUGCUCGAAAAUGUGUAUAUUGUUACUUAUUGAUUUUUCUUUUUAAAGAACUCUCAAAAAAAAGAGACCUAUUUAAUUUCAAAUAUUAUAAUUCUGUCAUUUUUAACACUUAUAGAUACUGAACACAUUAUAUGAUGAAAUCAAUAAGUAACAUUAAAAAACAGUUCAAUCCAUUAUAACUAGGACAUAUUUUGGCAGCUCCUAUUGCAGCAACUUUUGAUAUAUUUAAAUUUUUAUACAAUAUUUUUUACUUUUUGUAUAUAGUUUUAUAACUGAAGUCACAUUAUGCCAAAUUUUUAUAACAAUAAUUAUUAUGAAACAAUUUUUAUUUUAUAUUUAUUAUAUAUUUUUUGAUUGAUAUUACCAAGCUGGUAUUUGAAAAGUUUUUUUCUUUAGAGUUUUGGUAAAAAUACCAAUUAUACACUGAAAUAAGAUUGACUAAAGCUAAAUGCCAGUUUAUACAAUAUCACUUUGUACAAUGUAAAACAUUUAACAGAAUGGUUAAAUACUGUGUGUUUGUGCGAGUUUAUAUUAUAAAUAAAUGUAAAAUUAUUACCAACACUGACUCUGAUUUCAUAAAAAUAAAUAUAUACCUAUUCCUAUCUUUCAAAGACUUGAAACCUCAAUUGAAUCGGUCAUUUAAAAAACGACCUAAGUCAAAAAACAUUUUACAGGAGAAGCAGAAAACUGAUAGGUUGUUUUUUGCAGUGAACAUAUAAAAUCUACUUGGUAAAUAUAUAAGGAAGCAUCAGAGUUGUGUGGUUUUAGGACAGAAUGUGCAUCUAUGGUCACAGAGUGGUUUGGUGGUGAAAUAUCAAAAGCCAAGUUAACUAAAGUCAUUUUUGAAAUUAAUGAUUCAAUUAAUAUUUUAUUUACGGUUUUAGCAAGUUUUCUUUUUGUUAUGAACUCAAAAAAUCUUUUUUUUUGGUUCUUUUCGAAAAUUCGGACAUUUUGGAUAAUCCGGACAGGGCCCAGUCACAAUUAAUCCGGAUUGACGCUCUCUACUAUAUGUAAAUCGGAAAUGUUUGAUGUAAACUUCUCA